AUGCUCCCAUUCUACGACGAAGAACGCAAACGACGAAUCAACCUAGGCGGCACAUCGCGCUCCACGACAUCCUCCAGCAUCCUCGACCAAGUCCGGAUCCAGCGCCUCCAGCGGGAAGAGCAGAAGAAACAGCAAGACGCCGCUCUAUCCAUCCAAGCGUGGUGGCGCGGGCACCGGGAAUGGAGGCGUGUCAAGACGGAGCUGAGGGGUGCGUGGGAGCUGGAUCCGUUUGGGAUUACGGGGUUGAGAUGUUUGGUUUUACUUGGGAACGAUGAGGAGACGUUGGGACGGUGGUCGGAGAGGAUGGGGCAGGUUGGGAUGGAACAGAUAUUCGCGUUGGCGAAGACGGAGCAUGCGGGGAGUUGGUUGGUCCUCGUGCGCAAAGCUGCUCUUCGAUUGCUGCAAUCCGUUUCUAUAUCGCCUUUAUCUCCUCACGCCGAGAACCACUUGAACCUACUCACGACGCUGCUCUCGACCAAGAUAGCCGCCCGCCACCUCGACUCCUCAGGCGACGAAGCAGUGCGCCAAACCCUCGGAUAUCUCCUUCAACACGACUAUUACACUCAUCUAGGCGAGGCUAUCAAACGCAUACCACUAGAAGUGAAGAAAUCGCCCGCCCUCUCCUCGCUCGUCAGUCUGACAAGCGUUCCACUCACCACCUGGCCAUCGGGGUCGCCCGAGCACGCCUACGCCCUUUCUAGAUUCCUCGCCCGGAUCCUCAGCAUCCCGCUCCUCCCCAACCGCAUAUCGAUCCAAGACCUCCCCCUCUUCCUCUCUCGCAUCCCGCUCGCCAACCUCCACGCCCUCGCUCCACACACACGAUACAUCGUCGAUAAUACCAGUAUAGAAGAGAAGAUCCAUUUGGUAUCCAACACCUCGAUGUUCUUCACGCCCCAUUAUGCAAAGUUUACGAACGAGUCGAUGGGGUGGUAUUUGAGGUUUAUGGCGUCCGUCUUCAACGAGCUACCAGUUUCCGCGUUCGACGCGUCCAAGCAAAAGACCAACGCUACAGGGGAUAAGAAGAAGAAGGGUGGGGAGACAGCAUGGACGCAGACGCCGUACGACUCCGACUCUGACGACGAACGAGGCGGGGUUAUCAAAGUCCAAGUCGUAUCCUCCUUCACCACCCCUCCUCCACCGACCUCAGUCCCACCGCUCGACACUAAAACUCUGACCCGCCUCCAGAAGCUGCCUUCCCAGUCGCACAUCGAAGCGCUCCUCAACCUCGCGAGGAGGUCGCAGAAAGUCCAGGACGCGUUUAUCCUUUACGUGCUAGCGCUGAAUGCGGUGUGGCCUGAGCACCGGGAGAGGGUUCUUACCUCGAUCCUGGCGCUUACUGAGGGUAAUUUGAUAAAGACAUUGUAUAAGGGCGAUGUGAGGAGUUCGCCGUUGGGGAAGGAGGAGCGGUCUGCUGCGUUGUUUGACCCGAAGAACGCAGAUCGCUGGCCACCUCUGCUCUUCCUCGCCGAGCUGUAUGCUCAAGCGCUCGUCACGAUGGGCGACGACGAGUUCUUUUCCUCCUCACCAUCCUCCUCCUACACCACCACCUCUUCCUCCCUCUCCUCUUCCUCCCUCUCCUCUUCCUCCCACCACCACUCCUUGUCCUCUGGUCCAUCAUCCCUGGCCUCAUCUUCGUCCACGACAACGACAACAGCCGUCCGCAACCCCCUCACCCUAGACGAACUAAUCGCCUUCACUCGGCAGUUGUUGAACAUCGCGUUUACGCUUUUUUGGACGGACGAUCAGAGCUCGAUGCAGGUUGGGAGUGUUGGAGGGUUAGGAGGGAGGUAUACGUGGGAGGUUGUUAGGGAGAGGGUGACGCGGUGUUUGGUUAGUGUUCAUGCGAGGGAUUCCAGAAAACCGUUCAUCCCACCCGACGGGUGGCUCGUCACCUCGAAUUUGGAUAUGAAGACGUUCGUGGAGGCUGCUAUUCUCGAAGAAACACAACUCUCCGACCCGGACUCCGCCUCGUCCAUCGCGCUCACCCAACCCUCCUCGUCGUCUCGCACCUCCCGCACGUCGCGCAACAGGAACCUCACGAAACGUUCAAUCGCACUGCUCUCGCCAUGUCUCGGUGUUCUGAACAACAUUCCCUUCUCGAUUCCAUUCGAGAUAAGGGUCUCGAUAUUCCGGCAUUUCGUCCUCAACGACAUGAUGAAGGUUUCGGGUGGGGCUAUGGAUCGGUUCGGGGGUGGAUGGGGAUGGCAUGAUAAGACGCGUAUUAGGGUGAGGAGGGGGCGGGUUGCGCAGGAUGGGUUUGAUAGACUUAGUGAAGUUGAUUUGAAGAAGCCGGUUGAGAUUACGUUUGUGGAUCAGUGGGGGCAGGAGGAAGCUGGUAUCGACGGCGGCGGCGUAUUCAAGGAGUUCUUCACGGACCUGUGCAAAGAGGUGUUCGACACCGAUCGGGGGUUGUGGUUGGCGAAUAAGAAGAAUGAGCUGUAUCCGAAUCCGCAUAGUUAUGCUACUGAACAACAUAGUUUGAAUUGGUAUCGGUUCAUUGGACGCGUGCUGGGCAAGGCGAUGUACGAGGGUAUUUUGGUGGACGUAGCAUUUGCUAGUUUCUUCUUGGCCAGGGUUCCGUGGGACCUCGUUGGUCGUCGCGUCUCCGUCCUGCGACGACGUCUCAUCCUUCCACCAUCCAUCGCCUCCUUCUGCUUCUUGCGGUUCGACGCUAACGCCCUUUCCCUCCACCAGUGGCUCGGCAAACAAAGUUUCCUCGAUGAUCUCGCCUCGCUCGACCCCGAGCUCUACAAGGGACUCAUCUUUUUGAAACACUACAAGGGUAACCCAGAGGAUUUGGCUUUGAAUUUUACUAUUGCUGUUGAUGAACUCGGCGUAACGAAGGACGUCGAGCUCGUCCCUGGCGGAAGCAACAUCACCGUGACCAAAGCCAACCGAUUGGACUAUAUCACGCUCGUGUCGCACUACCGGCUCAAGAAGCAGAUCAAGAAGCAGAGUGAUGCAUUUUUCGAUGGGUUGAGUGAUAUGAUUGAUCCUCGGUGGUUGAGGAUGUUCAACCAGCAGGAAGUCCAAAUCCUCAUCGGAGGCGUCAAUUCCCCUAUUGAUCUUGAUGAUUUGCGACAGCAUACGAACUAUGGAGGGUUGUAUGAUGAUCGGCAUCCUGUUAUUGUUGCUUUUUGGAAGGUUGUCAAUUCGUUCGACCAGGAGCAGCGUCGGGCGUUGUUGAGGUUUGUGACGAGCUGUAGUCGGCCGCCGCUUCUUGGUUUCAAAGAACUCGUGCCGCACUUUUCGAUUCGGGAUGCUGGUACGGACGAGCUUCGUUUGCCAACGUCGACCUUUGUUCGCCACUUUUUGAUGUUCGACGCCUCGUUUCGGAUCUCGCACUCACACCGCGCUCUAUCGUCACCGCCUGCGCUCACCCGUUGCUCGAUCGUCGAUCGCACAUGCCCUAUUCUCUCGCUCUCCCCUUCUGUGUGGGUAAUCCAGCUCCCCAUGUACCCCAACGAGCGCAUCAUGAAGGAGAAGAUCCUCCAUUCUAUCAUGUCGAAUUCCGGGUUCGAUUUGUCGUAG
Coprinopsis cinerea okayama7#130 is the source of this 3531-nucleotide messenger RNA. RefSeq names its product ubiquitin protein ligase. The record is from RefSeq and is a predicted model, not a curated record. Gene Ontology annotation, biological process: protein polyubiquitination; ubiquitin-dependent protein catabolic process. The transcript is spliced from 15 exons. Gene Ontology annotation, molecular function: ubiquitin protein ligase activity; protein binding. Lineage: Eukaryota; Fungi; Basidiomycota; Agaricomycetes; Agaricales; Psathyrellaceae. The coding region runs from base 1 to 3531 and encodes 1176 amino acids.